AUGAUGAUACCUGAAGCUACAUCCAGCAUUAAUGCAAGAGCUGCGAUCAAUAACACGCCCAUUUCCAGCGAAGGCGCUAGUGAUGAUUCAGAAGAGGAUGACUUUGAAUCUUCUGAUGAUGAAGAUGAUGAGUCUGUUAUCGAUCUGUUGCUGGGAAGUAUAGCUGGUACCAUAGAUAAGCUGUACCGCUUGUCCUUCAAAAUAAGGAACCCUGCCAUGCGGCUUGGGUUUUCCAGAUCCUUGAAGUACCAUGAGAUUGACCCCGAAACUGGGGUAGAUCUUAUAGACCAGCUGCGAGAUAACGAUCGACGCCACGUCGAACAAUUGAUUGCGCUAUAUCGUUCGACUUCCCCAGAGAAGGUUGAGAAUGACUUCCUGGUACAACGUCUAGCGAGAGCCAACACUCGACGGCGACAGCAAUUUAAGUACUGGCAAAAGAGGAAGUCUCAAUUCGAAACCAUGUCCAAAACAGAUGAAAAGCAACCUAAUAUCGCUGUUUUAAAACCUCCCUCCCGCCCUUCAACAGCAACCUUUCUUGAUGAAUCCAAGGUCAAUCUAGACGACAGCCUGUCGAUUUUAUCGAGCUCAACAAUUGCGAUUACCAAAGAUGAAGAAAAAGGCGAUUGUUUCUUCAUUCCACCUCCUCCACAAGAUCUUUGGAAGAAAGAUGAGUUUGAAUGCCCUUAUUGCUUUACUUUGUGCCCGCGCAGGUUGUUGAACCAAACAAACUGGCAGUAA
This is a messenger RNA of Penicillium manginii, 738 nucleotides long. RefSeq lists its product as uncharacterized. The coding region runs from base 1 to 738 and encodes 245 amino acids. Lineage: Eukaryota; Fungi; Ascomycota; Eurotiomycetes; Eurotiales; Aspergillaceae. The transcript has a single exon. The record is from RefSeq and is a predicted model, not a curated record.